GCCAUAGUAGGAUUCGAAGCGUGCGUGUGCACACUGUGUUGUCCACCGUGUACCAGUCUGAGCGCAUUCGGAUCUCUGCACUUAGACCAGAGCCAUGGUUUGAGUUACAGUACCGGCGGUCCAUCCCAAUAUCAAAUGAUGUUCUUUUAACCAACAUGCGACGAACUGCUCUGUUCUUCUGACCUGAAAAAGACCCGAUUCCCCGGUCGGUCCGGAUUAAUUUUCUGCGCAUCAUUUGGACAGGCGUCUCUAGGAUGGAGCACAUCAGAACACCAAAGGUGGAAAAUGUGCGUAUGAUUGUGAGUCCCAGGAAAUCUACGGUGGGAACAUUAUACCUUUCCUCUACUCACACUAUAUUUGUAGAGAACUCAGAGGCCCUUAAAGAGACCUGGGUCCUGCACAGUUUGGUAUACAAUGUGGAGAGACUCCCAACAAACUCAUCAGGAAGUCCUCUUAUUAUCCGCUGUAAGAACUUCCAUGUUUACCGACUGCUGAUCCCACAGGAGAAGGACUGUUUAGAUGUGCUGGCCUGCCUCACCCGGCUUUCACGCCCAGAACACUACGGAGAGCUGUUUUGUUUCUCUUUUAACCCCAACCUGGAUAAAGAGUUAAGGGAAAAGGCAUGGGGCUUCAUCGACCUGAAGGCAGAAUUCAGUCGAAUGGGAAUACCCCGCAACCUCUGGCAGGUCACAGCAGCCAAUCAUGAGUACAGAUUGAGUGACACUUACCCAUCAGAGCUGUUUGUGCCAAAGUCAGCCUCCCCUGCUGUCAUUGUGGGCAGUGCCAAGUUCCGGAGUCGAGGGCGUCUUCCUGUUCUCUGUUACUUUCACAGAGACACCAGUGCAUCAAUUUGCCGGAGCAGUCAGCCUCUUUCUGGUUUCAGUGCACGCUCCUCAGAAGAUGAGCAGAUGCUGCAGGCCAUUAUGAAGUCAAACCCCCUCAGCGAGUUCAUGUAUGUGGUGGACACAAGGCCAAAGCUAAAUGCCAUGGCUAAUCGUGCAGCAGGGAAGGGCUAUGAAAAUGAAGACAAUUACACUAACAUAAAACUACAGUUCAUUGGCAUAGAAAACAUCCAUGUCAUGAGGAACAGCCAACAGAAGCUUAUAGAUGUUGGUGAACUCGCUGCUCCCUCCAUGAGCGAUUUCCUGUGGGGUCUGGAGAACUCUGGGUGGCUAAAACAUAUCAAAGCUGUGCUGGAUGCUGGAGUCUUCAUUGCAAAGGCAGUGGCAGAGGAGGGAGUGAGUGUUUUGGUGCACUGUUCAGACGGGUGGGACAGAACAGCUCAGGCCUGCUCGGUGGCUAGUGUGCUACUGGAUCCAUACUACAGAACUAUCAAAGGACUGAUGGUCCUGAUUGAGAAGGACUGGGUGUCAUUUGGACACAAGUUUUCCCACAGGUAUGCUCACCUUGAUGGUGACCCUAAGGAGGUUUCUCCAGUCAUGGACCAGUUUCUGGAGUGCAUGUGGCAGUUGAUGCAGCAGUUCCCCUGUGCUUUUGAGUUCAAUGAGCGAUUCCUCAUACAGCUACACACACAUAUCUACUCCUGCCAGUAUGGGAACUUCAUUGGAAAUUGCCAGAAAGAGAGGAGAGAUUUGAGGUUACAAGAGCGAACACACUCUUUGUGGCCGCACCUGUGGGAGAACAGGGCUGAAUACACCAACCCUCUAUACAGGACAGACCACAGUCAGACACAGGGUGUUCUGAAACCUCUCACCACUGCCUACUGCUUCAAGUUUUGGAAGGGGAUGUACGGCUGUGCAGAGAAAAGUGUGGCCUCAUACCAAUCUUCAGCAGAUUGCCUGAACGCAGUGAGGGAGGAGUCACAACAAUUGGAGGAGGAGCUUAGCGCCCACCAGGAGAGACUUGCCCAACUGGAGGAAAGGAAAACUUCAGGGGAGAGGAAGAAGACCAACAAGUUGUCUGAACAUGUCCGACGUCCAAUUCCAACCGAGAGCGAACUCAGCAGCCCUCAAGACUACUUCACUACCCCAAGAAGCGAGAAGAACACUCCUUCCUUCACACUGCAGCUACAGUUAGCAACCCCGCACAAGAACGGUGACCCUGAUGACCUUUCAACCGGCAGUGAUUUCGAGUCCGGUGUGGCUGACCUCAGCAGCUACUCCUCUAGUGGUGGAGACGACACUAAGGACCCUGAUUCUGACGAGGUGGUCAAAGCAAACGCCUGAAGUAAAACAGAACUGGUGACAAAGCACAGUAACGGGUAUCAAACUGGGAACUGCUGUGUUUUUAAUGUUAUUUUAAUUUUUUUUUAAUCUGUGUGUGAAUUUAUAUUUAAGUAUGUGAACAAGUACACAUAUCAAAGAUGGUCUGGCGAUAAGACUUUAUUUCAUUAUAGUAAAUUUUUAUUUCUUGUAUGGUUUUUUAGGUUUUAGUUUGACUGUAUUUCACUGUCUGAAACUUUAAGCCGUCAUGUCAUUUUUUUGUUUACAUUGUCCAUAGCUAUGUUCAGAACAGCAUAUUACCAUACUACUCAUACUAAUACACAGAACAUAUAUCCGAUAACCCAGAAUUAUUAUGGAAACUUGUUUCAGCCACGCAAUGGGAAAAAAAAUUGUUAAAAGAAAAUUGUGAGACAAACACAUUUAUUACGUUUUUCUUUGUUUGAGAGUUUAGAUCUUGCAAAUUGUUUUGUUUCCACCAUAGAUUUAUCUAACAAUUCUGACUUUUUGUUUUUCGGCAAUUGCAAAUUCGUAUCUCUAAAUUCUUUCUUUAUAUUUUACAAUUAUGACAAAAGAGAUAAAACUCGUUAUUGCUUCUUUUUGUUUUAUCCCAUGGUGGAAACGAGCUUCCGUACCAAAUAUUUACUUAUUUGGCCAAAAUACACACUGCUUAAAAUUCUUUGUCCCACAAAGCAAUAUAUGAAAUGGAAGUAAUCUCUUUUAUCAGGUUUAAAUUUUUUAUAUAUAUUUUGGUUAGGAAAUGUAAUGCAACAGUUUUAUUUGACCAUAUAGCACUGCAUACUGUUAUGCUAGGGCAGCAUAGUGUAUGUUAGAAUUUCGUUCGAUCAUAGCCCAUAUCUUGAUUGAAAUUGGACUGUCCCUAUUAUGACCAUCAGAUUCCCACUUGUGUGUUUAGAAAACCUUAAAUGGAAUGUAAAAACAAGAACUAUAGGCUAUGGAACCAAGAGCUGUAUGGCAUGCACACUACAUUUACUUACUUCCCACUUCUGUAAUUGUAGGCAAACUGACAUAUAGACAAUCAAUCCCUCACACAUUCAUUUGAUUUGCCAUUUCAGCUACAAUAGUAGAUUUAAAACAAUUUGUCUGGAACUUAUGAAUAUCUACAUUUCUAAGGCAAAUGCUCUCAAUAAAGUGUUUGCCAAACAGCAAACAAAAUUACAGCA
Carassius auratus (goldfish) is the source of this 3364-nucleotide messenger RNA. Its product is annotated as myotubularin-related protein 7-like. NCBI's taxonomy places the organism in Eukaryota, Metazoa, Chordata, Actinopteri, Cypriniformes, Cyprinidae. The transcript is spliced from 14 exons. Gene Ontology annotation, molecular function: phosphatidylinositol-3-phosphate phosphatase activity; phosphatidylinositol-3,5-bisphosphate phosphatase activity. Gene Ontology annotation, biological process: phosphatidylinositol dephosphorylation. Bases 255 to 2186 code for a protein of 643 amino acids. Gene Ontology annotation, cellular component: cytoplasm. The record is from RefSeq and is a predicted model, not a curated record.